AUGCCUAUCGGGAUCAGUCCUCCGGAGCUCAACUUCCACAGGCCCUUCACUGUGGAAGUUGCGCAGGUCCUCAAGAUCAAGAACAACAACCAGGCGCCCAUUGCGUUCAAGGUCAAAACGACAGCUCCCAAACAGUACUGCGUUCGACCAAACUCAGGCCGCAUCGAGCCGGGCCACGAGGUUGAAGUUUCGGUACUCCUACAGGCUAUGAAGCAGGAGCCGCCCCUUGAAGCACGCUGCCGCGACAAGUUCCUCGUCCAGUCUGUAGAGAUUACCGGCGACAAGGAGUUUACAAAUGUAGCGCAAAUUUGGGAGUCGGUGGACAAGGCGGCCAUCCAGGAGAAGAAAAUACGUGUGUCCUGGCUCCUGCCUUUAGACGGUUCGCAUGGACAGCAGCCCGAGAGCGUCAGCACGCCGGUCCGCUAUCCGCAUUCAAAUGGGGUCGAGGCAACUCCCGAUGUUGCACCUCCGGCGUACUCGUCUCCCAGCGAAGGCAACGUCAUUGCCAGCAGCGUGGCGAUCUCAGAAAUGGAUACCCAUGAUGCCGACGAGUCCCCUGAACCUACACAGGCUACCUUCUCGGCGCCUACCGUGGCUGCCGUGAAAGCAUCCGCCGUCGAAACUUACGAGGAGCUGAAGGAUAAGUUAUCCCAGGCCGAGUCAAAACUCGCCUCAAUCACGAACGAGGCCACGAGCGGCUUGAGACAGCGACAGAUGGCUGGCUCGGACGAGAAAUCCGGGGGACAAGUCCAGGAGCAGGCACAGGCAGUAAGGCAAAGCACAGAAGGCGUGCCAGUUCAGAUUGCGGCAUUACUCUGUCUCAUCAGCUUUCUCUUGGCUUACUUCCUGUUCUGA
Molecule: messenger RNA, 855 nt
Organism: Lasiosphaeria miniovina
Lineage: Eukaryota; Fungi; Ascomycota; Sordariomycetes; Sordariales; Lasiosphaeriaceae
Product: PapD-like protein
Exons: 7
Coding region: 1-855 (284 amino acids)
Biological process (GO): endoplasmic reticulum membrane organization
Cellular component (GO): endoplasmic reticulum membrane; plasma membrane
Molecular function (GO): FFAT motif binding
Source: RefSeq, a predicted model, not a curated record